AUCGGGUCCUCGUCCCACCGAUUUCCGUCUCUCCGCCUGAAACCGCGCCACUUCUUCACCUUCCGUUUUCUUUCGGCAGAACCCGAGACCGUCCGAGGCCAUGAACCUGUUUCUGCUUCUCUCCGCCGUCUGCACUCUGCCGUCGAAACUUUCCGGCUCUCAAGAAUCGAAUUCUGCAGAAAACUCUAAACUGAUAGACCUUCGAGCCGUCUGCUACCGAGAUCGCAUGAGGGUCUACCUGGAAUUCGACACUCCUUUCCACGGCAUCGUCUUCUCCGAAGGGAAUUACGGCCAUCCCGAAUGCACCUACGUCGCUCCCCUCUCGGGGGUGACCCAUGCCAACUUCGACGUAUUCUAUCGCGCCUGCGGUACGCGGCGGAAUCCGGUGGCCAAAUACUACGAGAAUACCAUCGUGGUACAAUACGGAGCCGACGUCAUCCAGGAGAGGGACGAAGCCAAGCGCGUCCGAUGCCGGUGGUCCGACGACUAUCGACGACCAGCAUCCCGGCCCGCCCUGAAAAUAGCCGAAGCCGAGGCCAUCCCUAUGGAGUUUUCGGGAGACCAAGUGGACUGUUGGAUGGAGAUUCAGAAAGGGAGAGGCCCCUGGGCACCUCCGGUCUCGGGCAUCGUUCCGGUGGGAAGUCCCCUAACCUUGGUGGUGGCCGUGGCCGACCGAGAACACUUCGACUUGAGGGUCAGAUCCUGUCGGGCUCACGACGGACGCAAACCGCCCAUACUACUGACGGACGACGACGGAUGCGUUCUUCGUCCCAAGAUGUUGACCCCCUUCCUCAAGGUCCGCGAUUACGCCGGAAGAGCCUCCGUCCUGUCCUACUCCUACUUUUACGCCUUCAAAUUUCCCGACAGCGUCGACGUUCACGUGCGGUGCAACGUGCAGAUAUGUCGCCACGUCUGUCCCGAAAGUUGCUCCCGCGAUUCGGGCGCCGGCUUUCCCGGACCCUCCGUAACGCCCGACCACCGACAGAAAUCUGCAUAUUCGAAAAUCGUCACGGUCCUUAACGAAAAUCGGAUCGAACCGGAUCCUCUUCCCGACCGAUCGACGUCUUGGGACCACAGGGCGCAGGAAAUCCCAGAAACUUCCUCGCCGUCGGAGAAGGGAGAAGUUCUGCACGAGGAUUCCCCGCGUCCCGUUUACGUCCACAGAAAAAAACCGGAGGAGGCGGCGGACGAAAGUCCGCGGCCGUCCUGGGAGGUUCCAGCCCCUCGUUCUCGAGAGACUCCGUCAUCCCUGCAUCCGACUGAGGAUCCGGAACCUCCGACGGGACCUUUUCUUCUGCCGGAUCACGCCGAAGAUGCCGACGACCCAGUCUACAUCUCGGCACCCGAUCUGUCUUAUUUAUAUUCUUUGCUGAGGUCCAAGAAAGAGGGCGCUUGGGGCGACUUCCGGCGGCAUCGCUAUCCCUAUCCCGUGCCCCAAUUCGUCCACGGCCAUCCCCGGUACGGGACGACCGGAAUCCGGGAGGAAGGGGGAGCAGAGCCACCGGGAAGCCCCCAGUCUCCCAGGCGUCGUCGGAGGGCCGACCAAUUAGGAGUGGGUCGAACGUAUCGGGUAAUUUCUUCGGCCGACUUGGACUUCGAAUCGGAUCCAGAGGAAGAGGGGAAAGCGUGGCGGGAGGACCCGAUUCCCCAUCGGGUUUCCGGGGUGUGUCUGAGUGCCACUGGCUUCUCCGCCUGCUUCGGCUCGCUGGCCGCUCUAGUGGUGGGUUCGGCCACCGCUUGUCUCUUCCUGCGCCUCAGACUGGAGGCGGCCAGAAGGGCUCCGUCCCCCGGGAAACCCCGAUGA
Centruroides sculpturatus (bark scorpion) is the source of this 1804-nucleotide messenger RNA. RefSeq lists its product as uncharacterized. The record is from RefSeq and is a predicted model, not a curated record. Bases 101 to 1804 code for a protein of 567 amino acids. The transcript is spliced from 2 exons. NCBI's taxonomy places the organism in Eukaryota, Metazoa, Arthropoda, Arachnida, Scorpiones, Buthidae.